Lodderomyces beijingensis is the source of this 1056-nucleotide messenger RNA. Lineage: Eukaryota; Fungi; Ascomycota; Pichiomycetes; Serinales; Debaryomycetaceae. The record is from the annotation of a GenBank genome assembly.
AUGUCGGCGAGCAAGGAGCUCUUUGAGUUGGUCAGAAACUCAAGGUUAUCCCAAGUGGCCAAGCCGCAUGCCAACAACAUCAGACUCAAGACCAACAAACCAACGCAUCAAGUGAUAUUCACACCUUCUACAAGUGCAUAUAGAUCAAAUUAUGGUUUGAAAUCGGUAUUGCCAGGCAAGAUCGGUAAAGCUUACAUCUCGUUCAAUGACAUAGACAACAAAAAGGGCAUGCCCGAUGUUGAGAAAAACUCAGGUUUCCACUAUACGCAACAGAUGUUUCAAGAAAUGGGCGUGCCUUUGAAAAACCAUUUCACAAAACACAACCCACUUUUCCCGCACGAGUCCAACCAGAGCAGCAGGUCGCUUCACGAGGGGAACCUAACCAGCUGUUUCAAUAUCGACCCCAAGACCAAAACUUCCGACGUCAUCAACCUUUUAAACCAGAACCCGCGCUUGUAUAAAAAUUUCAGAACCUACGUCUCCACCAAGCACCCUCAAGUUAUCUUGACCUCGCUCGAGCCUUUCGAAUUAACUUCCAUUAUGAGGCAGUUUUUGAACGAGUCUAAGCGAGUGAAGAAGAAGGAGAAUACCAUGGCAAACAAAUUGACAGCCAUGGGCGAAAGAAACAACAGCGUGCAAGGCACAGGCGGGUUUUCCUACAACCAAAGAGGAAGAUUGCAAAACACCCCCAACGGCAUCAAGCAUCAUACUAUCGUAGAUGGUAGAAUGGUGGGAACCAAAGAGGCAGCAAUCGGCGGCGUCGUUGCCAACGUCAUUGACCGUUCAAUUGCGCUACAGUUGAAUUACGCGCGAAACACACCAGGGGCGCACUAUAGACAGUUCACCGUACCUCUCAAGGUCAACGAGGCUGAAUUUGCCGAAGAUGGGUCAAUCAGAAUGUUUGCUGAAGGUAUCAAAUCUGGCACUUGGUCUGAAACCGAUGAGAGAUACUUGUCAACUAGAAACUCGGUGAUGGGAGGUCGUAGAUCGAGAGGCAGAGCCGGUGACGAAAGCUUGGAAAGCUUGUUGAACUUGAUUCUCCCAGGAAAGAGAUAA